Molecule: messenger RNA, 180 nt
Organism: Sclerotinia sclerotiorum 1980 UF-70
Lineage: Eukaryota; Fungi; Ascomycota; Leotiomycetes; Helotiales; Sclerotiniaceae
Exons: 3
Coding region: 1-180 (59 amino acids)
Source: RefSeq, a predicted model, not a curated record
AUGCCUCACCUCAUUCCAUCAUUGAGCCGGAUAGGAGUCCGAUCACGAGAGCUUUUUAAUAAGUGUAUGAAAAAGGGAAAGAGUUAUAAGAUAAGGCAAGACAAGACGAGGCAAUACAAGGCAAAGGAAGACGAUACAGGACAGGACAAGGCAAACAUUUUCUUCGAGAAAGCCGAUUAG